Molecule: messenger RNA, 504 nt
Organism: Papaver somniferum (opium poppy)
Lineage: Eukaryota; Viridiplantae; Streptophyta; Magnoliopsida; Ranunculales; Papaveraceae
Exons: 2
Coding region: 1-504 (167 amino acids)
Source: RefSeq, a predicted model, not a curated record
AUGAUGGCCUCAGUGGAAAUGCUUGCAUAUGGUUGUCCAGCUGAUUCUGUUGAUGAGUACAUUCAGAUUGGUGAAAACAGAUCUCAUUUAUUUGAUGACAUAGUUAAUGGUGUUGCUCCACCGUGUAACUUUGUUGUUCAAGGCCAUCAAUAUGAUAUGGGAUAUUAUUUAUCCGAUGGAAUUUACCCUCAGUAUGCCGCUCUAAUCCAAACUAUCUCAAGUCGUAAUACCACCAAAGAGAAGUUUUUUGCCAAACGCCAAGAAGCUGUACGUAAAGAUGUGGAACGGGAAUUCGGGGUACUGCAAGCAAGGUGGCAUAUUGUUAAGGGGACGACACGUAUGUGGAAUGUAAAAGAUAUUGGGAAGAUCAUGAAGAUUUGCAUCAUUUUGCAUAAUAUGAUCAUUGAGCAUGAGCGUCAACAAGGAGUCGACCCUGAAAGUUGGAGGCCACUUCCGGAUGAAACGUUGAACCUGUGGUUUCACAACAUGAUUGUGCAUUUUUAG